Sorex araneus (European shrew) is the source of this 1248-nucleotide messenger RNA. RefSeq names its product keratin, type I cuticular Ha8-like. Gene Ontology annotation, cellular component: extracellular region. The transcript is spliced from 7 exons. The coding region runs from base 1 to 1248 and encodes 415 amino acids. Gene Ontology annotation, molecular function: structural molecule activity. The record is from RefSeq and is a predicted model, not a curated record. NCBI's taxonomy places the organism in Eukaryota, Metazoa, Chordata, Mammalia, Eulipotyphla, Soricidae.
AUGUGCCUGUCAGCCACGGUGGCACAUGCCAACAAGGUGCGUGUGGGCUCCACACCCCUGGGAAGACCCAGCUGCUGUGUGCCCGCCAGCUGCCACACGGCCUGCCCCCUGCCAGGGACCUGCAACAUCCCUGGCAAUAUUGGCAGCUGUGGGCCCUAUGGCGAAGGUGCCCUGAAUGGCCACGAGAAGGUGACCAUGCAGUUCCUGAAUGACCGGCUGGCCAACUACCUGGAGAAGGUGAGGCAGCUGGAGCGUGAGAACGCGGAGCUGGAGAGCAAGAUCCAGGAGUGGAGCAAGUGCCACGAGUCCACGCUGUGUCCCGACUACCAGAGCUACUUCCGCACCGUGGAGGAGCUGCAGCAGAAGAUCCUGUGCAGCAAGGCUGAGAAUACCAGGCUGAUAAUCCAAAUCGACAAUGCCAAGCUGGCAGCUGAUGACUUCAGAAUCAAGCUCGAGAGUGAGCAUGCGCUGCGCCAGGUGGUGGAGGCGGACAUGUGCGGCAUGCACAAGCUGCUGGACGACCUGAGCCUGGCCAAGGCCGACCUGGAAGCCCAGCAGGAGUCCCUGAAGGAGGAGCAGCUCAGUCUCAAGCAGAAUCACGAGCAGGAAGUGAGAAUCCUGAAGUCCCAGCUUGGGGACAGGCUGCGGAUCGAGGUGGACACGGAGCCCACUGUGGACCUGGCCAGGGUGCUGGCGCAGAUGCGGUGCCAGUACGAGACCAUGGUAGAGACCAACCGCCAGGAUGUGGAGCAGUGGUUCCAGGCCCAGUCAGAGGGCAUCAGCCUGCAGGCCACGUCAUGCUCUCAGGAGCUGCAGUGCUGCCAGUCGGAGAUCCUGGAGCUGCGCUGCACAGUGAAUGCCCUGGAGGUGGAGCGCCAAGCCCAACACAACCUGAAAGACUGCCUGCAGAACUCCCUGUGUGAGGCUGAGGCCCGCUUCGGCACAGAGCUGGCCCAGAUGCAGUGUCUGAUCAGCACCGUGGAGGAGCAGCUGGCUGAGAUCCGCAGUGACCUGGAGCGGCAGAACCAGGAGUACCAGGUGCUGCUGGACGUGAAGGCGCGGCUGGAGUCGGAGAUUGCCACGUACCGGAACCUCCUGGAGAGCGAGGACUGCAAACUGCCCUGCAACCCGUGCUCCACUCCACCAUCCUGUGUGGCACCCCCAUGUGCUCCCCGUCCAGGCUGUGCCCCCCGCACCACCUGUGGGCCCGGUUCAGUCUGUGGAGUUGGCACGGGGGGUCGAUUCUGA